AUGAAUGGUCACGGCAAAGGGCCGCCGGAUAAACAUAAAUACGAUGCUAUUGCGUUGCAGAAUGAAUUGAUUAUGUGCGGAAUGGAAAUAAAACAGGAGCCGACCGUCAAACAAGAGCCAGAAUACGACGAUGAUAUUGUGAUGGAGUCGAGAUCAGCGUGUACAUUCAAUGAAAGACCUGACAAUGGGAUUGGUAGCGAGCGAGUGAAUGAUACCGACAAUCAUUUCGAUUUCCAUAAUCUAGAUGAGGUUAAAGUGGAAGCCAAAGUCGAAAAGGUUGGGAAUGAGGCGAAUCAAGUUCCACGGAACAGCUGUAACGAAGAUCAAACGCCACAGAACAAUGCGAAGAAACGUUUUUCGAAGGAAGAGGAACGAAAAUCCGGUAGGCAGAUUGGCGGUGGUGUAAAUAAAAGUGUAACUAAAGCCUCAAAAUAUCGAGAAUCAAGCGACGUUGGUAACAAGAAGGUGCCGACUGAAGGCAAGACAAAUGAAAAGCGACACAAGUGUUCAUUGUGCAAUUAUGUCACUACACUUAAAUGCCAUUUGACCAGGCACAUGUUCAAGCACACUGGUGAACGACCAUUUCCAUGCAGCCUGUGCCAGAAACGAUUCACCCAAAAACGCAAUCUCCAAUCGCAUAUAAAAACACACGUCGAUGAAUUCCUGUUCAGCUGCUCAAACUGUUUGCUAGGAUUUCAUCGCAAUGAGGAGAAAGUAGAACAUGAGUCCGGUUGCAAGGUGCGUCGCUACGAGUGUCACCUCUGCAAGGAACACUCUACAUUGGAUAAGAGGAAUUUGAAGGUUCAUCUGCGCGUGCAUACCGGGGAGAGACCAUUUGAAUGCGACCAAUGCUCGAAAAGAUUCAAUCACGCGAGUAAUUUGGAACACCACCGCAAAUCCCACGCCAAUCCUCGUCCAUUGAAGUUCAAGUGUUCAUCUUGUUUCAAAAACUUCGCACAACAGAAGGAAAAGAAAAGUCAUGAAGCCAAGUGCAAGCGACGCGGAUACCGAUGCGAUUUAUGCAAGAGCUACACAACCAAUCAUAAACCAAAUUUGAUGGACCACAUUCGAAUCCACACUGGCGAAAAGCCAUUCCAAUGUGAAACCUGCUCGAAGUGCUUCUCACAAAGGCUGUACAGUAAGCACCAAAAUUGCAUAGCGAUGAAUAGUCACGGUACAGAACCGCAUGAUAGGCAGCAAUUCAAUGUCAUACCAUUGCACAAUGAAUCGAUUUUGUGUGGAAUGGAAAUCAAACAGGAGCCAACCAUUAAACGAGAGAAUGAAGUCUCCGACGAAAUAUUGAUGGUGUCGCGGUCAGCACACACAGCCAUUGAAUCGCUUGAUAAUUCGAUUGGUGGUACAGAAAUGACUGACACUGGCGUUUACUUUGAUUUCUACGAUUUGGAUGAGGUCAAAUCGGAAGUAAAGAUUGAAAAGCUCAAGGAUAAGGCGAAUCAAGUUCCAGGAAGAAGCUUUGGCAAAGAACAAACGCCACAAAGCAUUCCAAAGAAGCGUCUUUCCAAGGUCAUGAAUCAGAAGUCAAGUAGGUUGAAUGGCGGUGCAGCUAUAACCGGGAAAAAUAGCAAAGCCAACAGUUUUGAUGACAAGGAUAAGGCAACUGAAGGCAAUGCGAAUGAAAUGCGGCACAACUGUUCAUUGUGCGAUUAUGCCACCGACUUCACAACCGCUUUGAAGAAACACAUGUGCAAGCACACCGGCGAACGACCAUUUCCAUGCAGCGUUUGCCAGAAACGAUUCACAACAAAACAAAAUCUCCAAUCGCACAUGAAAACACACGUCGAUGAAUUUCUGUUCAGUUGCUCAAAUUGUUCGCAGAGAUUUCAUUGCAGUGAGGAGAAGGUGGAACACGAAACCGGUUGCAAGGUUCGCCGCUAUGAGUGUAAUCUGUGCAAGGAAUUCUCUAGUGUGCAUAAGACGAAUUUGAAAGGUCAUCUGCGUGUGCAUACUGGCGAGAGACCAUUCGAAUGCAACCAAUGCUCAAAAAGAUUCAAUCAAUUAAGUGUCUUGGAUCGCCAUCGCGAAACUCACACCAAUCCUCAUCCAUUGAAAUUCAAGUGUUCAUCUUGCUUCAAAAUCUUCGCACAACAGAAGGAAAAGAAGAAUCAUGAAGCCAACUGCAAGCGACGCGGAUACCGAUGCGAUUUUUGCAAGAGCUACACAACUGAUCGUAAAAAGCAUCGCAAUUGUGUCGCAAUGAAUGGUCACGCUACAGAGGCGCCUAAUAAGCACGACUUCGAUGCCAUUGCGUUGGAAAAUGAAUCGAUUUUGUGCGGAAUGGAAAUGAAACUAGAGCCGACCGUCAAACAAGAGCCAGAAGACAACGAUGGUAUUGCGAUUGUGUCAAGAGUGUCAAGAUCAGCGCACACAGCCAAUGGAACACAUGAAAAUGCGACUGCUAGUGGCCAAGUGAAUGGUAACAACAUUUGUUUCGAUUUCUACGUUCUGGACGAGGUAAAAUCGGAAGUAAAGACUGAAAAGGUUAAGGAUGAGGUGAAUCAAGUUCCACGGAAGAGCUCUGACAAAAAUCGAAAGCCACGAAACGAUGCGAACAAGCGUUUUCCGAAACCAAAAUCAAAUGGAUCGGAUGACGGUGCGGCAAAAAAAUAUUCAGCCAAGGUUGGAAAAAGUGGCAAAGCAAAUAGUUUUGGUAGCAAGCAGAAACCAGCUCAAGACAAGGCAAAUGAAAAGCGACACAAGUGUUCAUUGUGCGAGUAUCAGACUUCCAACAAAAGUCAUUUGAAAAGACACAUGCUCAAGCACACCGGCGAACGACCAUUUCCAUGCAGCGUGUGCCGGAAGCGAUUUACAACAAAACAAAAUCUCCAAUCGCACAUGAAAACACACGUCGAUGAGUUUCUUUUCAGUUGCUCGAAUUGUUUGCAAGGAUUUCAUCGCAGCGAGGAGAAAGUGAAACAUGAAACCGGUUGCAAUGUGCAUCGCUACGAGUGUCAUCUGUGCACGGAAUUCUCUACAUUGGAAAAAAAGGAUUUUAAACGUCAUUUGCGCGUUCACACCGGCGAGCGACCAUUCGAAUGCGACCAAUGCUCGAAUGCAAAGAUUCAAUCUCGCGACUGUACACACCAAAAUUGCAUAGCGAUGAACAUUCACGGUACAGAACCACCUGAUAGGCAGAAAUUCAAUGCCAUUGCAUCACAAAAUCAAUCGAUUUUUUGUGGAAUGGAAAUCAAACAGGAGCCGACCCUCAAACAAGAGAAUGAAGUCUCCGACGAAAUAUUGAUGGUGUCGCGGUCAAUACACACAGCCAUUGGAUUGCUUAAUAAUUCGAUUGGUGGUACACAAAUGACUGACACCGACGUUCACUUUGAUUUCUACGACUUGGAUGAGGUAAAAUCGGAAGUAAAGAUUGAAAAGGUCGAAGUUUGGGCGAUACAAGUUCCAGGAAGAAGCUUUGGCAAAGAACAAACGCCACAAAGCAUUCCAAAGAAGCAUCUUUCCAAGGACAAGAAUCAGAAGUCAAGUGGGUUGAAUGGCGAUGCAGCUAUAACCGGGAAAAAUAGCAAUGCCAACAGUUUUGAUGACAAGGAUAAGCUAACUGAAGGCAAAACAAAUGGGAAGCGACACAACUGUUCAUUAUGCGAUUAUGUCACCGACUUUACAACUGCUUUGAAAAGACACAUGCUCCAGCACACUGGCGAACGACCAUUUCCCUGCAGCGGGUGCCAGAAGCGAUUCACCCAGAAACAACAUCUCCAAUCGCACAUGAAAACACAUGUCGCUGAGUUUUUGUUCAGCUGCUCAAAUUGUUCGCAAGGAUUUCAUCGCAAAGAGGAGAAGGUAGAACAUGAAUCUGGUUGCAAGGUGCGUUGCUACGAGUGUCAUCUGUGCAAGGAAUUCUCUAGUGUGCAUAAGACGAAUUUGAAAUGUCAUCUGCGUGUUCAUACCGGCGAGAGGCCAUUCGAAUGCGACCAAUGCUUAAAAAGAUUCAAUCAAAACGAAAAGGAAAAUCAUGAAGCCAAGUGCAAGCGACGCGGAUACCGAUGCAAUUUGUGCAAGAGCUACACAACCGAUCAUAAACCAAAUUUGAUGGACCACAUGCGAAUCCACACUGGCGAAAAGCCAUUCCAAUGUGAAACCUGCUCGAAGUGCUUCUCACAAAUGGCAACUCUCAACAAACACAAGAAGAUUCACAAGUAA
Sitodiplosis mosellana (orange wheat blossom midge) is the source of this 4176-nucleotide messenger RNA. Its product is annotated as zinc finger protein Xfin-like. Gene Ontology annotation, molecular function: DNA-binding transcription factor activity; RNA polymerase II cis-regulatory region sequence-specific DNA binding. The transcript has 8 exons. NCBI's taxonomy places the organism in Eukaryota, Metazoa, Arthropoda, Insecta, Diptera, Cecidomyiidae. The coding region runs from base 1 to 4176 and encodes 1391 amino acids. The record is from RefSeq and is a predicted model, not a curated record. Gene Ontology annotation, biological process: regulation of transcription by RNA polymerase II.